Messenger RNA from Oldenlandia corymbosa var. corymbosa, 453 nucleotides. The record is from the annotation of a GenBank genome assembly. NCBI's taxonomy places the organism in Eukaryota, Viridiplantae, Streptophyta, Magnoliopsida, Gentianales, Rubiaceae.
AUGGUGUCAAUCAAGUCUAUUCUAAUAAGUGAAGUAUCUCUGGAGGAAAGGUUCUUGUUUAGGCAAGUUGAGCCAAGAGAUUUUCGGGCUUUUCACUGGGUCGUGAGGUAUGGUUACAAGGAUAAAUUCGAAGAACCGAAAGUUUUUGAGCAUCAGCUAAUUGAGAGUUUGAAAAACUUCAUUCGACACGAGUAUUUCAUCCUCGAAGAUGGGCAGAAAGAGCAGCAGAUUAAUGAUUCUGAAAACACUCAACAUCUUUCGGGAUUGUUGCAUAAUGAUGAGAAGCGCAGAAUGUCCUGUUCAUCUAGAAGAACCAUGGAUCAAGGUGUGUUUUACUUGCUUGGGGAAGCAGAAGUGGUGGCAAAACAGGAUUCAUCACUUUCUAAGAAAUUCGUGGUUAAUUAUACUUAUAGUUUCCUCAGGAAGAAUGCAAGGCAAGGGGAAAAAACUUAG